AUGAAGUGGCUUCCAGCAAGAUCUCAUGCUCCCAUAAUUAAAAUCACAAUAAAAGAUCCUAGACCAAGUUACACAACAUGGGACCUCAUCGAAGGCACAGUGACGGUGACUGCGCCCAAUGAAACGAAUGUUAACAAUAUUCAAAUUACAUUCGAAGGUUCAUCCCGAGUAGCUCUACCGCGGCCAAUUACCGAGCUCCGUGAACCUACAGCCUGCCACACAUUUCUGAAGCUUCAACAACCCAUUGAAACUCCUGACUCGCCUAUUCAUGUCCCAGGAAGACCUGACAGUUAUCCAUUCUGUUUCGUUAUUCCGGAGGAAGUGCCCCUCGGGUCUUGCAUACAAGAAAAGAGCAAUGGUUGGGCCGAUCACCGGCAUGCUAAGCUUCCGCCAACACUGCGGUUCGCCAACUUGUCUCAGGAAUUAUGUCGGAUUGCGUACUCUAUCCGUGCAACGGUUUCCUACCAUAGAGCGAACUAUGGCAAGAACGAGAGAACAACUACUUCUAUUGAAGAUAUACGAUUCGUCCCGGCGCAUCAGUCGAACCACCUCCCACGAAGCCUGCAGACCUUUGUAUCAUUGCAACACAACCCAAAGCAGGACGUGAAGAGCAAAGCAUCGCUUUCUCCGUGCAGAUUAUAUGUGGAAGGGCCUUCCGCACAGCUGACGCAGGGGCACUGUCUUGGGAUUUCUUCGAAUGGCUCCUUCGACGCAUAUCUUACCAUACCGCUUCGCUUCGAAGCAGCGGGAGAAGCGAAGCCUCCUCAACUACGAAACCUACAUUGCACGCUCAAGGCUUCAACAUUCUUAGCGACAAGGCCGAGUGCCAAACGGCUCAAGCGUCAUGAGGCGCAAUACCGACAAGCAUAUGUCGAAACUAUCGCGAUGCGAUCAGAGGAUAUCUCAUAUACGCAAUGGUUCAGGCAUGAGCCAGCCCCUGAGGACUGUGUCACUGAGCAUCGGAGCGGCAACAGGCUAUACUACACAACAUCCAUACGCCUCCCUAUACACAUGCCUCGCAACGGAUAUCUCAUACCAUUCUCUACGUGUCUUCUCUCGCGAGCCUAUCUUGUCGACAUGCUUUUGUCGUAUUCUACGCCCGAUUCGAAUGGACGUCGUCGAUCAUUGGAAGCCACGUUACCAGUUGAGAUUGUGAAAUCUUAUGAGACGCAUAUUGAGAAGAGACCGCUAUGGAGUACACUAGAUGAACCAUGUUUAUCUGAUUGGGAUGUCGAGCCACCACCAUAUCAUUGCCAUGAAUUAUUUCGCUCGAGCGAUGUUGUGUCCUUGAGGAAGGGACAACAUACUGGUAUUUAUCACCAUAUGGUGACACCCUGACAGCAGGUGCAGACCAGUCAUUAGUUUACCAACGAAAUGAUACUAUCACGUCGACGAAAGAAACAUGUCCUAUCAACUGCGAAAAGCUGGAACUGAUUAGUCCCGGGAUAUCCUGACCUGGACAACAGACGAUCUGGAGAAGGGGCGUCUCCCUUCUGUCGAGCACUUAGAGAUGCAAUGGACCUUGACUAGACUAGUUGCGUUGGCCCGAGCAGCGGAUGUCAGAGAAGAGGAUCCCGACCGAGAGGACAUGGCAGGCUUGAAAAAUUCUAGUUAUAGUGGAAGUAGAGGAAAAGAACUGGAUAAGGAUAACAAAACAUUACGAAAUUGAAGGACACGAGGGUAGAGUAGCGGAGAAUCAGCUUUGUUUGACUAAAGGAUUUCGCUCGUGGGCGAAAAGAGACCACACCCGGACAAAAAACAAUUCAAGCGUCGAGAGACUACUCUAGAGUUGCAACUUCUGGUUUGGACGUUAUAUACCUACCGGUACUGAUACCUCG
This is a messenger RNA of Aspergillus eucalypticola CBS 122712, 1838 nucleotides long. RefSeq lists its product as uncharacterized. The record is from RefSeq and is a predicted model, not a curated record. Lineage: Eukaryota; Fungi; Ascomycota; Eurotiomycetes; Eurotiales; Aspergillaceae. Bases 1 to 1338 code for a protein of 445 amino acids. The transcript is spliced from 2 exons.